Marmota monax (woodchuck) is the source of this 14033-nucleotide messenger RNA. RefSeq names its product dynein axonemal heavy chain 10 (gene Dnah10). The coding region runs from base 74 to 13807 and encodes 4577 amino acids. Lineage: Eukaryota; Metazoa; Chordata; Mammalia; Rodentia; Sciuridae. Gene Ontology annotation, molecular function: ATP binding; ATP hydrolysis activity; minus-end-directed microtubule motor activity. The transcript is spliced from 79 exons. Gene Ontology annotation, biological process: microtubule-based movement. Gene Ontology annotation, cellular component: dynein complex. The record is from RefSeq and is a predicted model, not a curated record.
CCGUUGCCACGGACGCCCGUCCGGCUUCUGACUCGGUCUGUCUUGCUGGGCUCCGGGUGCACCGCACAGCGCCAUGGACGACCUGCGGGUGCUGUGGAUGCGCGACCUUGUGUACUCGGCCUUCAGCAUCACUGACCCCCAGCUCUUCGAGGAGCUGCUGAACCGCGACGAUGGCGAGGCCGAGGACGUCAUCCUGCACUUCCUCAACCAGAUGAGCGACGAGGAGGGCGCCGCCACGCUCUUCUUCUACCGCACCGCGGUGCCGGAGGAGGUGGAGGUGGAGAUCGACAACCAGAUGCCUGCCCUGUCCGAAGAUGAGGAGGAGGAAGAACAGAGUGGGUCCGUGGAUAGAGGGCCAGUUAAGAAUUUGCUGAUGAGUGGCGAGUCCUUGGCUACUGCUAUCGGCACAGAGGAUGAAGAUUUGGAAAAUGUCCCCACCAAAAGGAUGGUGAAGCACUUUGUGGAGAAAACCUAUCUCCAGGUGCUCUGCACCCCGGUUCCCGAGGAGUUUCUGAACCAGACUGUGUUGUUUUUUCUCAGAAACACACAAGAGUCAAUCCCUGAGGCCAGCGACAUGAAGGAGGCGAUGGAGAUCAUGCCUGAAACGCUGGAGUACGGCAUCAUCAACGCCCACGUCCUUCACCUCCUGAGGGGCAUCAUUUGCCAGGUGUUUUUGCCAGCAUUGUCCUUCAACCAGCACAAGACGGACAUGACCCUGGGAGUCCCAUCUGCGAAGCCGUCUGAUUCUUUCUUAUACGACAGAGACCUGUCCGGGGAGCCGGUAGAGUACCACAGCGUCCAGCUCAUACGGGAUGAAUUCUUAAUGAACCUUCAGAAAUUUGCAAACAGCAUUCAGAGAACAAUGCAGCAGCUGGAAGGUGAGAUCAAGUUGGAAAUGCCAAGCAUCAGUUUAGAGGGCGAGGUGUCUAACCUGGCGGCUGAUCCAGACACCGUGGAAACCUUGGAGCAGUGUGUGAUAAACUGGUUGAAUCAGAUAUCUGCAGCUGUCGAGGGCCAGCUGAAGAAGACACCCCAGGGUAAUGGCCCUCUGGCCGAAAUUGAGUUCUGGCGGGAAAGAAACGCCACCUUAAGUGCCCUCUAUGAGCAGACAAAGCUUCCGACAGUCAGAAAAGUCUUGGAUGUGAUCAGGGAGUCGGACUCCCUGCUGGUGGCCAACCUGCAGCCAGUCUUGGCGGAGCUGUUCAAGUACCACAUCGAGGCCUCAGACAACGUGCGCUUUCUCUCCACUGUGGAGCGUCACUUCAAGAACAUCACACAUGGGGCCAGCUUCCAGGUGGUGCUGGACACCAUCCCCUCCAUGAUGAGCGCCCUGCGUAUGGUGUGGAUCAUCUCCCGGCACUACAACAAGGACGAGAGGAUGAUCCCGCUCAUGGAGCGUGUGGCCUGGGAAAUCGCCGACAGGGUGUGCCGGGUGGUCAACCUUCGCACCCUGUUCAAGGAGAACCGAACGAGCGCCCAACACAAAACCCUGGAUGCCAAGAACACCCUCAAGAUGUGGAAGAAGGCCUACUUUGACACCCGCGCCAAGAUUGAGGCCUCUGGCAGAGAGGCCCGGUGGGAGUUUGACCGGAAGCGGCUAUUUGAGAGGACGGAUUACAUGGCCUCCAUCUGCCAGGACCUCUAUGACGUUUUGCAGGUUAUGGAGGAAUUCUACAAUAUAUUUGGUCCAGAACUGAAGGCUGUGACAGGAGAUCCCAAGCGCAUCGACGAUGUCCUGUGCAGAGUGGACAGCCUGGUCACCCCCAUGGAAAACCUCACCUUCGACCCCUUCAGCAACAAGUCCGCCCAGUACUGGAAAUUUGUGAUGGACGACUUCAAGAUCGAAGUCCUGGUUAUUGAGAAAGAAGCAAAAAAUUUCAUUGAUGAAUCUUUUAAGACACUUCGAUCCGCCGAAGCGGCCUUUGACAUGCUCUUAAAAUUUAAGCAUAUUCGUUCGCGGGAGGCUGUGAAUCGGCAGAUGAUGAUGAAAUUUAAUGACAUUCUCGCCCAAUAUUGUAAAGAGAUCGACAUCGUGAAUAAGAUCUUUGUCAAGAACCUCGAAAACCCUCCUCUGUACAAGAACCACCCUCCGGUGGCGGGCUCCGUCUACUGGGAGCGGUCUCUGUUCUUCCGCAUCAAGCAUACCAUCCUCAGGUUCCAGGAAGUGGAGGAGAUCCUGGACAGCGAGCGGGGCCAGGAGGUCAAACAAAAAUAUCUGGAGGUGGGUCGGACGAUGAAGGACUACGAGGACCACAAGUACGAGCAGUGGAAGGAGACCACGGAGCAGGUCCUGCCCAACCUCAUGAAGAAGAGCCUGCUCACUAAGACAUCUGCCAACAAUGAGGAGGCGUCGACUCUGGAAAAGGGGGCUAUUUUUGUAAUCAAUUUUUCUCCAGCUCUCAAGGAGAUUAUUCAUGAAACCAAGUACUUGGAACAGCUGGGAUUCUCUGUCCCUGAACUCGCAAGAAACAUUGCUCUCCAAGAGGACAAAUUUCUUAGGUACACAGACGGGAUGCAGCGCAUGCUGGACCACUACCACAUGCUCAUUGGAACCCUGAAUGAGGCGGAGACUCUCCUCCUUGAUGAUCACUCACAGGAACUGGUCCGCGUGUUCAGAUCUGGCUACAAGAGGCUGAACUGGAACUCGCUAGGUAUUGCUGACUAUAUAAGUCGGUGCAAACAGGCCAUUGGGAAGUUCGAGUCUCUUGUCCACCAGAUUCACAAGAAUUCUGACGACAUUUCCUCCAGGCUCACGUUCAUAGAGUCCGUAAACCUCUUUAAAUAUCCAGCGCCUAAAAGUGAGGAGGAGCUCCCAGGAGUGAAGGAAUUCUUUGAGUACAUUGAGCGAGAGAGGGCCAGAGACAUCGAUCACAUGGUCCGGUGGUACCUGGCCAUCGGGCCACUGCUGACCAAGGUCGAGGGCCUGGUCAUCCACACAAACACCGGCAGGGCCCCUAAGCUGUCCGCCUACUACAAGUACUGGGAGAACAGGAUCUACGAGGUGCUGGUGAGGCUCAUCCUGAAGAAUCUACAGUCUUUUAAUUCUCUAGUCCUGGGGAACGUCCCUCUGUUCCAAGCGGAGACCAUUCUGACAGCUCCUGAGAUCAUCCUUCACCCCAAUAUAAACGAGAUCGACAAGCUGUGUGUCAACUGUGUCCGAAACUGCGUGGAGAUCACCAAGCAUUUUGUGCGAUGGAUGAAUGGCAGCUGCAUACAAUGCCCACCCCAGAAGGGGGAGGAAGAAGAAAUUGUUAUAAUAAGCUUCCACAAUGACAUCUGCGUGAACCCUCAGAUAAUUGAGCAAGCUGUCAUGAUCCCCCAAAAUGUCCACAGGCUGCUGGUCAAUCUCAUGAAGUACCUGCAGAGGUGGAAGCGCUAUCGACCCCUCUGGAAACUGGACAAAGCUAUUGUGAUGGAGAAAUUUGCUGCCAGGAGACCUCCUUGUGUGGCCUACGAUGAAAAGCUGCAGUUCUAUUCUAAGAUCGCUGGUGAUGUGAUGCGCCACCCGCUGGUCAAGGAUGAGCACUGCAUCAGACUGCAGCUGGGGCCACUGGCCAGUACUGUACAGGAAAAUGCCAAGUCCUGGGUGCUGUCACUGGGGAGGCUCCUCAAUGAGUCGGCUAAGGAGGAGCUGGAAAGUCUCCAAGAAGAGAUUGAGUCCCUGUCCAAAAAUCUUAAGAAGAGUCCCAGCACCCUUGAAGAGCUCAAGUUUGUUCUUGCAACAAUUGCAGAAAUUAAAAGUAAAUCUUUGGUCAUGGAACUAAGAUACAAGGACGUCCAGGAGCGCUACCGGACCCUGGCCAUGUAUAAAAUCUUUCCUCCUGAAGCAGAGCAAGAACAGGUUAACGACAUUGAGAGCAUGUGGGUCGGUCUCUUCAACGACGCGCUGAACGUGGAUCACGCUCUCGGAGGCAUAAAGAGAACGUUCACGGAGAUCACUCGGGGUGAAAUAAUGAACUACAAAUUACAGAUAGAGAACUUUGCAAAGCGCUUUUACAGCGAAGGCCCUGGUUCUGUUGGUGAAGACCUUGACAGAGGUGUAGAACUCCUAGGCGUUUUUGAAAAGGAGCUCGCAAAGCACGAGAAGAACCGCCAGGAGCUGGCCAACGCCGAGAAGCUCUUCGACCUUCCCAUCACGAUGUACCCGGAGCUACUCAAGGUGCAGAAGGAGAUGAACGGCCUUAGGAUGAUCUAUGACCUCUACGAGGGCCUGAAGGUCGCCAAAGAAGAAUGGUCCCAGACUCUGUGGGUGAACCUGAACGUGCAGGUCCUCCAGGAAGGCAUUGACGGGUUCUUCAGGGGCCUCAGAAAGCUGCCACGGCACAUCCGCACCCUGACGGUGGCCUUCCACUUGGAAGCAAAGAUGAAGGCCUUCAAAGAGUCGGUUCCUUUACUUCUGGACCUGAAACACGAGGCACUAAGGGACAGGCACUGGAAGGAGCUCAUGGAAAAAACAGGCGUCUUUUUCGAAAUGACCGAAACAUUCACCUUGGAAAACAUGUUUGCUAUGGAGCUGGACAAGCACACGGAUAUCCUCAAUGAGAUCGUCACAGCGGCCGUCAAGGAGGUGGCCAUCGAGAAGGCUGUGAAGGAUAUUCUGGACACAUGGGAAAAUAUGAAAUUCAACGUGCUCAAGUAUUACAAAGGCACUCAGGAGCGAGGCUACAUUUUGGGGUCUGUGGACGAAAUCAUUCAGAGUCUUGAUGACAACACUGUCAACCUGCAGAGCAUCUUGGGAAGCAGAUUCGUGGGCCCGUUUCUGCAAACUGUUCACAAAUGGGAAAAAACACUUUCUCUAAUAGGGGAAGUCAUUGAGAUCUGGAUGUUGGUCCAGAGAAAAUGGAUGUAUCUCGAGAGCAUCUUCAUUGGUGGAGACAUCAGAUCUCAGCUUCCCGAUGAGGCGAAAAAGUUUGACAACAUUGACCGAAUGUUUAAAAGGAUCAUGGGCGAGACCCUGAAGGACCCAGUGAUCAAGAGGUGCUGCGAGGCCCCGAACCGCCUGAGCGACCUGCAGCACAUCAGCGAGGGGCUGGAGAAGUGUCAGAAGAGCCUGAACGACUACCUGGAUUCCAAGAGGAACGCCUUCCCCAGGUUCUUCUUCAUCUCUGAUGACGAGCUGCUCAGCAUCCUGGGCAACAGCGACCCGCUCUGCGUCCAGGAGCACAUGAUCAAGAUGUACGACAACAUAGCCCAGCUGCGGUUCCACGAUGGGGACAGCGGGGAGAAGCUGGUGUCCGCCAUGAUCUCGGCGGAGGGCGAGGUGAUGGAGUUCCGCAAGAUCAUCCGGGCCGAGGGCCGCGUGGAGGACUGGAUGACGGCCGUGCUGAAUGAAAUGAGACGGACCAACAGACUGAUUACCAAGGAGGCAAUUUUCAGAUACUGCGAGGACAGGAGCAGAGUGGACUGGAUGCUGCUGUACCAGGGCAUGGUGGUGCUGGCCGCCAGCCAGGUGUGGUGGACCUGGGAGGUGGAGGACGUCUUCCACAAGGUGCAGGCUGGCGAGAAGCAGGCCAUGAAGAACUACGGCAAGAAGAUGCACCGGCAAAUCGAUGAGCUGGUGACGCGGAUCACCAUGUCCCUGAGCAAAAAUGACCGCAAGAAAUACAACACGGUGCUCAUCAUCGACGUGCAUGCCCGGGACAUUGUCGACUCCUUCAUCCGAGGCAGCAUUCUCGAGGCCCGGGAGUUCGAGUGGGAGAGUCAGCUGCGCUUCUACUGGGACCGGGAGCCAGACCAGCUGCACAUCCGCCAGUGCACGGGCACCUUCAGCUACGGCUACGAGUACAUGGGCCUCAAUGGGAGGCUGGUCAUCACGCCCCUCACAGACCGGAUCUACCUGACGCUCACACAGGCCCUGUCCAUGUACCUGGGAGGGGCCCCUGCUGGCCCUGCAGGUACCGGCAAAACUGAGACCACCAAGGACCUCGCCAAAGCUCUGGGCCUGCUCUGUGUCGUGACCAACUGUGGAGAAGGCAUGGAUUACAAAGCAGUGGGGAAGAUCUUCUCGGGCCUGGCCCAGUGUGGAGCGUGGGGCUGCUUCGAUGAGUUCAACCGCAUUGACGCCUCGGUGCUGUCGGUCAUCUCGUCCCAGAUCCAGACCAUCCGGAACGCCCUGAUCCACCAGCUGGCCACGUUCCAGUUUGAAGGACAGGAGAUCACCCUGGACCCGCGGAUGGGCAUCUUCAUCACCAUGAACCCUGGCUACGCGGGGCGCACGGAGCUGCCUGAGUCCGUGAAGGCCCUGUUCCGGCCCGUGGUGGUCAUCGUCCCCGACCUGCAGCAGAUCUGCGAGAUCAUGCUGUUCUCCGAGGGCUUCCUGUUGGCCAAGACGCUGGCCAAGAAGAUGACUGUCCUGUACAAGCUGGCCCGGGAGCAGCUGUCCAAGCAGCACCACUAUGACUUCGGGCUCCGAGCGCUGAAGUCCGUGCUGGUGAUGGCCGGCGAGCUGAAGAGGGGCUCCUCGGAGCUGCAGGAGGACGUGGUGCUCAUGAGGGCCCUGCGGGACAUGAACCUGCCCAAGUUUGUGUUCGAGGACGUCCCUCUUUUCCUGGGCCUGAUUUCUGACCUGUUCCCGGGGCUGGACUGCCCUCGUGUCCGCUACCCUGACUUCAACGAUGCGGUGGAGCAGGUGCUGUCCGAGAGCGGCUACGAACUCCUGCCGGUGCAGGUGGAUAAAGUGGUUCAGAUGUACGAGACCAUGCUCACCCGCCACACCACCAUGAUAGUGGGGCCCACGGGAGGGGGCAAGUCUGUGGUCAUCAACGCUCUGUGUCAGGCCCAGACCAAGCUUGGGCUGGUGACAAAGUUGUACAUCCUGAACCCCAAGGCCAUGAGUGUCAUAGAGCUCUACGGCAUUCUGGACCCCAACACCCGAGACUGGACGGACGGGGUGCUGUCCAACAUCUUCAGGGAGAUCAACAAGCCGACGGAUAAGAAGGAGCGGAAGUAUAUCUUGUUCGAUGGAGACGUGGACGCUCUGUGGGUGGAGAACAUGAACUCCGUGAUGGACGACAACAAGCUGCUGACGCUGGCCAACGGCGAGCGCAUCCGGCUCCAGGCACACUGUGCCCUGCUGUUUGAGGUUGGAGAUUUACAGUACGCCUCCCCUGCAACUGUGUCUCGAUGUGGAAUGGUGUAUGUAGAUCCUAAAAACUUGAAAUACCAACCGUACUGGAAAAAGUGGGUUCAUCAAAUACAAAAUAAGGAGGAGCAAAAAUAUCUGGAUACUCUCUUUGAGAAAUACGUGCCCUACCUCAUGGACGUGAUCGUGGAGGGUAUAGUGGACGGAAGACAAGGGGAGAAGCUGAAGACCAUAGUGCCCCAGACGGACCUAAACAUGGUGACCCAGUUAGCCAAGAUGUUGGACGCCUUACUGGAGGGAGAAAUCGAGGACCCCGACCUGCUGGAGUGCUUCUUCUUGGAGGCCCUGUACUUCUCCCUGGGUGCCUCCCUGCUCGAGGAUGGAAGGAUUAAAUUUGAUGAAAGCGUCAAACGCAUUGCUUCUUUGCCCACUGCUGACACGGAGGAGGUUUGGGCCAAACCUGGGGAACUGCCAGGCCAGCUUCCAACUUUGUACGAGUUUCAUUUUGAUUCCAAACGGAACCAGUGGAUCCCCUGGAGUAAGCUGGUUCCAGAGUAUGUGCAUGACCACCAGAGGAAGUUCAUCGACAUCCUGGUUCACACGGUGGAUACAACCCGCACCACCUGGAUAUUGGAACGAAUGGUCAAAAUUAAGCAGCCUGUUAUUUUUGUUGGUGAAUCUGGCACUUCUAAGACAGCCGCUACCCAGAACUUCCUAAGACACCUCAGUGAAGACACUAAUAUUGUGCUCAUGGUCAGUUUCUCAUCCCGCACCACGUCCAUGGAUAUCCAGAGAAACUUGGAAGCCAACGUGGAAAAGCGGACCAGAGACACCUAUGGCCCCCCCAUGGGCAAAUACCUCCUGGUGUUCAUGGACGACAUGAAUAUGCCCAAGGUGGAUGAAUACGGCACCCAGCAGCCAAUUGCCCUGCUGAAGCUGCUGCUGGAAAAAGGCUACUUGUAUGACCGCGGGAAGGAGCUGAACUGUAAGAACAUCCGGGACCUCGGCUUCAUCGCUGCCAUGGGGAAAGCCGGAGGAGGCCGCAACGAGGUGGACCCCAGGUUCCUUUCACUGUUCAGCACUUUCAACGUGCCGUUCCCUUCAGAGGAGUCCUUGCACCUGAUUUACUUCUCCAUCCUGAAAGGCCACACUGCGGACUUUCACGAGAGCAUCGUGGCAGUGAGUGGCCUGCUGACCUCCUGCACGCUGACGCUCUACAAGAACAUCGUCCAGGACCUGCCGCCCACCCCUUCAAAGUUCCAUUACAUCUUCAACCUCCGUGAUCUCUCCCGGGUGUUCAAUGGCCUUGUGCUCACCAACCCCCAGCGGUUCCAGACGGUGGCUCAGAUGGUGAGAGUCUGGAGGAAUGAGUGUCUGAGGGUCUUCCAUGACCGGCUGAUCAACAAAACAGACAAGCAGCUGGUGCAAGAUCACAUAGGAAACUUGGUUUUGGAGCACUUUGAGGAGGAUGAGGAGGUAGUGAUGAGGGAUCCCAUCCUGUUCGGGGACUUCCGGAUGGCUCUGCAUGAGGAGGAGACACGCAUCUACGAGGACAUCCAGGACUACGAGGCGGCCAAAGCGCUGUUCCAGGAAAUUCUUGAGGAGUACAAUGAGAUCAACACCAGGAUGAACUUGGUGCUCUUCGAUGACGCACUGGAGCACUUGACCCGCGUGCACCGCAUCAUCCGCAUGGACCACGGCCACGCGCUGCUGGUGGGCGUGGGUGGCUCGGGGAAGCAGUUGCUCGCAAGGCUGGCCGCCUUCACGGCUGGCUACGAGGUGUUUGAGAUCCUGCUGAGCCGAGGCUACUCCGAGAACAGCUUCCGGGAGGAUCUGAAGAGCCUUUACAUGAAGCUGGGGCUGGAGAACAAGACGGUGAUGUUCCUGUUCACAGACGCGCACGUGGCUGAGGAGGGCUUCCUGGAGCUCAUCAACAACAUGCUUACUUCAGGGAUCGUCCCUGCGCUGUUCACAGAUGAGGAAAAGGACACCAUUUUCAGCCAGCUUGGACAGGAAGCCCUAAAGCAGGGCAUGGGGCCGGCCAAGGAGUCUGUGUGGCAGUACUUCGUGAACAAGAGUACAAAUAAUCUGCACAUCGUCCUGGGCAUGUCCCCUGUGGGGGACACCCUGAGGACCCGCUGCAGGAAUUUCCCAGGUCUGGUGAAUAACACUGGGAUUGACUGGUUCAUGCCCUGGCCUCCCCAAGCCCUGCACGCAGUCGCCAAGUCAUUUUUAGGGGCUAAUCCCAUGAUCCCAGGAGAAAAUAUAGAAGACCUGGUGGAACACGUGGUCUUGGUCCACGAGUCCGUUGGUGAAUUCAGCAAACAAUUUCUCCAGAAACUGAGGCGCAGCAACUACGUGACGCCUAAGAAUUACCUGGAUUUUAUUAAUACGUACUCGAAGUUGCUGGAUGAGAAGACUCAGUUUAACAUAGCUCAGUGCAAGCGCCUGGAGGGCGGGCUGGACAAGCUGAAGGAGGCCACCAUCCAGCUGGACGAGCUGAACCAGAAGCUGGCUGAGCAGAGGGUCGUGCUGGCUGAGAAGUCAGCUGCCUGCGAGGCCCUGCUGGAGGAGAUCUCCACCAACACCGUCGUAGCGGAGGAGAAGAAGAAGCUGGCGGAGGAGAAGGCCAUCGAGAUAGAGGAGCAGAAUAAGAUCAUCGCGGUGGAGAAAGCGGAGGCCGAGACAGCCCUUGCCGAGGUCAUGCCCAUCCUGGAGGCCGCCAAGCUGGAGCUGCAGAAGCUGGAUAAGUCAGACGUGACAGAGAUCAGGUCCUUUGCCAAGCCCCCGAGGCAGGUGCAGACGGUGUGCGAGUGCAUCCUCAUCAUAAAGGGCUACAAGGAGCUCAACUGGAAGACCGCCAAAGGCAUGAUGUCCGACCCCAACUUCCUGCGGUCUCUGAUGGAGCUCGACUUCGACUCCAUUUCCCAGAGCCAGGUUAAAAGCAUCAAGGGCCUCUUGAAGACCCUCAAUACCACGAUUGAGGAAAUGGAGGCCGUGAGCAAAGCUGGUCUGGGGAUGCUCAAGUUCGUGGAGGCCGUCAUGGGCUACUGUGAUGUCUUCAGGGAGAUCAAGCCCAAGAGAGAAAAGGUGGCCCGGCUGGAGCGGAAUUUCUACCUCACUAAACGGGAACUGGAAAAGAUCCAGAAUGAGUUGGCUGCGAUCCAGAGAGAACUGGAAGCGCUGGGGGCCAAGUACGAGGCCGCCAUCCUCGAGAAGCAGAAGCUCCAGGAGGAAGCCGAGAUCAUGGAGAGGCGGCUGAUUGCCGCGGACAAACUCAUCUCGGGUCUAGGAUCAGAAAACGUCAGGUGGCUGAAAGACCUGGAGGAGCUCCAGCACCGGCGGGUGAAGCUGCUGGGGGACUGUCUGCUGUGCGCGGCCUUCCUGAGCUAUGAGGGCGCCUUCACCUGGGAGUUCCGGGACGAGAUGGUCAAUCAGGUGUGGCAGAGCGACAUCCUGAGGCGGGAGAUCCCCCUGAGCCAGCCUUUCCGACUAGAGAAUCUGCUCACAGAUGACGUUGAGAUCAGCAGGUGGGGCUCCCAGGGCCUGCCCCCCGACGAACUCUCCGUGCAGAAUGGCAUCCUCACCACCCGGGCCAGCCGCUUCCCGCUCUGCAUUGACCCCCAGCAGCAGGCGCUCAACUGGAUCAAGAGAAAGGAGGAGGGGAACAACCUGCGGGUGGCGUCCUUCAACGACUCCGACUUUCUGAAACAGCUGGAGAUGUCCAUCAAGUAUGGGACCCCUUUUCUUUUCCAUGAUGUGGAUGAGUACAUCGACCCUGUGAUUGACAAUGUCCUAGAAAAAAACAUCAAGUACACGCAGGGGCGGCAGUUCAUCAUCCUGGGGGACAAGGAGGUCGACUACGACUCCAACUUCAGGCUCUACCUGAACACCAAGCUGGCCAACCCCAGGUACAGCCCAUCGGUGUUUGGAAAGGCCAUGGUCAUCAACUACACCGUCACACUGAAGGGCCUGGAGGACCAGCUGCUGAGCGUGCUGGUGGCCUUCGAGAGGCGUGAGCUGGAGGAGCAGCGGGAGCAUCUCAUCCAGGAGACGAGUGAGAACAAGAACCUGCUGAAGGACCUGGAGGACUCCCUCCUCCGGGAACUGGCCACCUCCACUGGGAACAUGCUGGAUAACGUGGAGCUGGUGCAGACCCUGGAGGACACCAAGUCCAAGGCCACGGAGGUAUCAGACAAGCUCAAGCUGGCGGAGAAGACAGCCCUGGACAUUGACAGGCUGCGGGAUGGCUACCGGCCGGCGGCCAGGAGGGGGGCCAUCCUGUUCUUCGUGCUGUCCGAGAUGGCGCUGGUGAACUCCAUGUACCAGUACUCCCUGAGCGCCUUCUUGGAGGUCUUCGGGUUGUCCCUGAAGAAAUCGCUGCCAGAUUCUAUCCUCAUGAAGCGGCUCAAGAACAUCAUGGACACCUUGACCUUCAACAUCUACAACUACGGCUGCACAGGGCUGUUCGAGAAGCACAAGUUACUCUUUUCCUUCAAUAUGACCAUCAAGAUAGAGCAAGCCGAGGGAAAAAUCCCCCAGGAAGAAUUGGAUUUCUUUUUAAAAGGAAACAUCUCCCUGGAGAAGAGCCAGAGGAAGAAGCCCUGCCCAUGGUUGUCCGACCAGGGGUGGGAGGAUGUCAUUCUUCUAUCAGAAAUGUUUUCCAAUAACUUUGGGCAGCUUCCUGGUGACGUGGAGGAUAAUAUCACCCUCUGGCAGGAGUGGUACGACUUGGACUCGCUAGAGCAGUUCCCAUUUCCCUUGAAUUACGAUAAACGCGUCACUCCUUUCCAGAGGUUGCUUAUUCUGCGCUGUUUCCGUGUGGACCGGGUGUAUCGGGCGGUGACAGACUAUGUGACCAUAAUCAUGGGGGAGAAGUAUGUGCAGCCCCCGAUGAUCAGCUUUGAAGGCAUUUUUGAGCAGAGCACGCCCAUGUCGCCCAUUGUGUUUAUCCUGAGUCCUGGCUCCGACCCUGCCAGCGACCUCAUGAAACUAGCCGAGAGGACUGGUUUUGGAGGAAACCGCCUCAAAUUUCUCGCAAUGGGUCAAGGUCAAGAAAAGGUGGCCCUGCAGCUGCUGGAGACAGCGGUGGCUCGUGGGCAGUGGCUGAUGCUGCAGAACUGCCACCUUCUGGUCAAGUGGCUGAAAGAGCUGGAGAAGUCCCUGGAGAGGAUCACCAAGCCCCACCCAGACUUCCGCUUGUGGCUCACCACUGACCCCACCAGGGACUUCCCCAUUGGGAUCCUGCAGAAGUCCUUAAAGGUUGUCACGGAGCCACCCAAUGGGCUCAAACUGAACAUGCGGGCAACGUACUUCAAGAUCUCACCCGAGAUGCUGGAGCAGUGCCCGCACACGGCCUUCAAGCCCCUGGUCUACGUGCUGGCCUUCUUCCACGCCGUGGUGCAGGAGAGGAGGAAGUUCGGGAAGAUCGGCUGGAACGUGUCCUACGACUUCAACGAGUCCGACUUCCAGGUCUGCAUGGAAAUUCUGAACACGUACUUAACAAAAGCCUUCCAGCAGCAGGACCCUCGGAUCCCCUGGGGCAGCCUCAAGUACCUGAUCGGGGAGGUCAUGUAUGGAGGACGCGCCAUCGACAGCUUCGACCGCCGCAUUCUGACCACCUACAUGGACGAGUACCUGGGAGACUUCAUUUUUGACACUUUCCAGCCCUUCCACUUCUUCCGGAACAAGGAGGUGGACUACAAAAUCCCUAUUGGUGAUGUGAAGGAUAAAUUUGUUGAAGCCAUCGAGGCGCUCCCGCUUGCCAACACACCUGAGGUGUUUGGCCUUCAUUCCAAUGCCGAGAUUGGGUAUUACACACAGGCAGCUCGGGACAUGUGGGCCCACCUGCUGGAGCUGCAGCCACAGACGGGGGAAUCCAGCAGUGGCAUCAGCCGCGAUGAUUACAUCAGCCAGGUGGCCAAGGACAUCCAAAACAAGAUGCCCAAGGUGUUCGACUUGGACCAGAUCCGGAAGUACCUGGGUGUAGGGAUCACGCCCACCGCGGUGGUGCUCUUGCAGGAGCUGGGGCGCUUCAACAAGCUCGUGACGCGGAUGAGCAAGUCUCUGGCGGAGCUUCAGAGGGCCCUGGCUGGAGAGGUCGGAAUGAGCAAUGAGCUAGAUGAUGUCGCCAGGUCUCUUUUUAUUGGGCAUAUCCCUAAUAUCUGGAGGAAGCUGGCCCCGGACACCUUGAAGUCCCUGGGGAACUGGAUGAUCUAUUUCCUGCGGCGGUUCAGCCAGUACACGCUGUGGGUCAAUGAGGGUGAGCCCCCUGUGAUGUGGCUGUCAGGGCUGCAAAUCCCAGAGUCCUACCUCACAGCCCUGGUGCAGGCCACCUGCCGGAAGAACGGCUGGCCGCUGGACCGGUCCACCCUGUUCACACAAGUGACCAAGUUCCAAGAUGCAGAAGAGGUGAAUGAGCGGGCAGGACAAGGGUGCUUUGUCUCGGGACUAUACCUAGAAGGUGCUGACUGGGACAUAGAAAGGGGAUGUCUGAUCAAGAGCAAACCCAAGGUGCUGGUUGUGGACCUGCCCAUCCUGAAGAUCAUCCCCAUUGAGGUGCACCGCCUGAAGCUGCAGAACACCUUCCGGACGCCCGUCUACACCACCUCCAUGAGAAGGAACGCCAUGGGGGUCGGCCUGGUCUUCGAGGCCGACCUCUUUACCACCAGGCACAUUUCUCACUGGGUGCUGCAGGGGGUCUGCCUCACCCUGAAUAGCGACUAACCCUGGGGUGAAGGAAACCAGGGCAAUGCGUGAGUUCUAGUCUUGAGUGUUGCUGCUCCCUGAAGAGCCCUCAGUCCUGUCGUUCCUUGGGGGGCCUUGGGGGCAGGGAGGAUGACCCUGAUUUUCCUUUCAUUUAAAAUCAGUAUUUGAAUCUUUUUGCAUUAAAUUAACUCAAUGGUUGUAUUUUUUAAAUUGCUUUUAAAAAAUAUAUACAUAUUUGUUUUUA